UUGGAAGCAACAAUUAAGCAGCUCUGGGAUAAAACACACAGCCCGCGGGAGCACGGAGGCAUUCCUUCAAGAGAUGGCAAGGCAGGCAGCUGCACCCCUCCUCCCCGGAGUCCUCCUCCUCCUCUCCAUCCUCCCGGCUACUCAGCAAGGAGGGGUUCCUGGUGCUAUCCCGGGAGGGGGAGUCCCAGGAGGAGGUUUUUUCCCAGGUGCUGGAGUUGGAGGUUUGGGAGCAGGACUCGGGGCUGCAGGAAAACCUCCCAAACCAGGGGUCGGAGGACUUGGGGGACUCGGCCCCCUUGGCCUGCAGCCAGGUGCUGCGGGCCUGUUCCCCGGAGCUGCCUUCCCCGGGGGGGUGUUCCCGGGAGCUGCCUCGGCCGCGGCGCUCAAGGCUGCUGCAAAAGCUGGUGCUGGCAUUGGAGGCGUGGGUGGAAUUGCUGGUCCUGGUGGCCUUGGGGUCUCCACAGGUGCCGUGGUACCGGGCGCGGUGCAGCCCGGCCUUGGAGCGGCAGGGAAAGCCCCUAAAAUACCAGGUGCUGGGAUUCCUGGAGCUUUUCCAGGUGGCGUGCUCCCCGGAGCAGGUGUUCGCUUCCCUGGUGUGGGAGUGCUGCCCGGAGUCCCCACUGGAGCUGGAGUCAAGCCUAAAGCCCCAGGAGUUGGAGCCUUUGGAGGAAUCCCUGGACUGGGAGGUUUUGGAGGUCAGCAGCCCGGUGUCCCUCUGGGUUAUCCCAUCAAAGCUCCUAAGCUCCCAGGUGGUUAUGGACUGCCCUACACCAAUGGCCUCAGGCCCGGCGGGAUAGGAGCCGGCCUCCUGGCAGGAAAGGCAGGAUACCCUACCGGGACAGGGGUCGGAGCACAGGCGGCGGCGGCGAAGGCAGCAGCGAAACUUGGAGCUGGUGUCUUGCCUGGCGUUGGCGGCAUCCCGGGAGUUGCACCCGGUGUCGGCAUCGGCGGUGUCCCAGGAGUUGGAGUUGGAGGACCGGCAGCGGCGGCAGCAGCAGCGAAGGCAGCGGCAAAGGCAGGAGCUUUUGGUCCAGGGGCAGUGCCUGGAGUCGGAGGUGUCCCUGGCUUGGUACCCGGUGUCGGAGCUGUCCCCGGGGCGGUGCCCGGCGUCGGAGGUGUCCCCGGGGUGGCAGGGGUGCCGUCGGCGGCAGCAGCAGCGAAGGCAGCUAAGUACGGCGCCGGUGUUCCCGGUGUCGGUGUGGGCGGCGUCCCCGGCCUCGUGCCCGGAGUCGGAGGUGUCCCUGGCUUGGUACCCGGUGUCGGAGCUGUCCCCGGGGCGGUGCCCGGCGUCGGAGGUGUCCCCGGGGUGGCAGGGGUGCCGUCGGCGGCAGCAGCAGCGAAGGCAGCUAAGUACGGCGCCGGUGUUCCCGGUGUCGGUGUGGGCGGCGUCCCCGGCCUCGUGCCCGGAGUCGGAGGUGUCCCUGGCUUGGUACCCGGUGUCGGAGCUGUCCCCGGGGCGGUGCCCGGCGUCGGAGGUGUCCCCGGGGUGGCAGGGGUGCCGUCGGCGGCAGCAGCAGCGAAGGCAGCUAAGUACGGCGCCGGUGUUCCCGGUGUCGGUGUGGGCGGCGUCCCCGGCCUCGUGCCCGGAGUCGGAGGUGUCCCUGGCUUGGUACCCGGUGUCGGAGCUGUCCCCGGGGCGGUGCCCGGCGUCGGAGGUGUCCCCGGGGUGGCAGGGGUGCCGUCGGCGGCAGCAGCAGCGAAGGCAGCUAAGUAUGGUGCUGGCGUUCCUGGCAUCGCUGGUGUUCCCGGUGUUCCUGGUGUUCCUGGAGUUCCCAGUGUCCCUGGUGUCCCAGCCAUUCCUGGCGUGCCUGGGGUUCCUGGUGCUGUGCCCGGUGUUGGAGUGGGUGGCCCAGCAGCAGCGGCCGCAGCCAAGGCUGCAGCGAAAGCAGCAGCGAUCGGAGCAGGAGCCGUGCCUGGCGUUGGUGUGCCUGGCGUUGGUGUGCCCGGCGUUGGCGUUCCCGGAGUGGGUGUUCCUGGAGUGGGUGUGCCUGGUGUUGGCGUGCCCGGUCUGGUGCCUGGGGUCGGCGUUCCAGGAGGCCCAGCAGCCGCUGCCAAAGCAGCCGCCAAAGCAGCCAAGUACGGAGUAGGUGGCCUGGCUCCCGGCGUGGGUGGCCUGGCUCCCGGUGUGGGUGGCCUGGCUCCCGGCGUGGGUGGCCUGGUUCCUGGAGUAGGUGGCCUGGUUCCUGGUGUUGGAGGUGUCCCAGGUGUUGGAGGUCCAGCAGCAGCGGCCAAAGCAGCAGCCAAGGCAGCCAAAUUUGGUGCCGGGGUUGGGGGGGUGCCAGGGGUCGUACCUGGCGUGGGCGGAGUGCCCGGAGUGACACCCGGUGUUGGUGGCGUGCCCGGCUUGGUGCCAGGGGUAGGAGUACCUGGAACUGGCAUCAUUCCCGGGGCAGGCAUUCCCCAAGUAGGGGUGCAGCCUGGUGCUAAACCUCCCAAAUUCGGUGUUCCUGGGGUUGGAGUCCCAGGCGUUGGUGGCCUCCCAGGUGGCCUUGGAGUCGGUGGGCUCGGAGUUGGUGGCCUCGGAGCUGCUGGGAAACCUCCCAAGCCAGGCGUUGGAGUUCCAGGCUUCGGCGUAUCACCGGUAUUUCCAGGUGGGGUCGGCGGCCUGGGAUUCGGUGGGAAGCCCCCCAAGCCCUACGGAGGAGCUCUGGGUGCCCUGGGCUUUAGAGGCGGCGCGGGCUGCGCGGCAGGGAAGUACUGCGGAAGGAAGCGGAAGUAACGCUCCGCCACCCAUCACCUCAUGAACUUUGGUGCUACUGCAUGGUCCAGAAUGUAAAUCCGAAGCAAAGCUGAGACACCCUCUCCUCAAGCCCCGGACCACCCCCCCCCCCCCCCGCCGUCCAUCCCGGGGCCGUGCCCGGCCCCGCGUUUCCCGGAGGGACCCCGCGUUCCCCGGCAGCGCCCGCCCCCCCCCCGCCCCUCGGUCCCGGCAGGGAGCGCGGAAUAAACUGCGGGGAGCAGCCGUCCCCCUUGGUGCUAUCGCUCUCUGCGGGAUUUGGGGGGGCCUGGGCUGUCGCGCCCCUCCCCAGCCCCAGAGCUGACCUCCGGAGGGGGGGGACACAGGAUGAGGGGCACCCCACAUUGGAGGAAGGGAGGGAGGGAGGGAAGGGGAUGCCGGCGGCGGGGGCUGUGCGGGGAGCCCCGUCAGCCCGGCCCCCACCCCAGUCCCCGCGCUCCCCCCGGUUUGGGGGGGGCCGCGGGCAGGAGGGGCUCAGUCCCUUCACGUUGCUCACUUUGCUAUAACUGGGUGGGACGCCCUAUACAGAGGGACUUGCUUCUGACAGACUAAUAAAGGACAAGUUUUUAAAGGA
Molecule: messenger RNA, 3311 nt
Organism: Vidua macroura (Pin-tailed whydah)
Lineage: Eukaryota; Metazoa; Chordata; Aves; Passeriformes; Viduidae
Gene: ELN
Product: elastin
Exons: 40
Coding region: 74-2719 (881 amino acids)
Molecular function (GO): extracellular matrix structural constituent
Source: RefSeq, a predicted model, not a curated record